Striga hermonthica is the source of this 1035-nucleotide messenger RNA. NCBI's taxonomy places the organism in Eukaryota, Viridiplantae, Streptophyta, Magnoliopsida, Lamiales, Orobanchaceae. The record is from the annotation of a GenBank genome assembly.
AUGGGGAAAAUCACUAAUUUUAGAGACCUAAUUGGCGCCAUCAAAGACAAGGCCGCCCUCUCCAAAGCCUCCAUCCUCCCCGCCGGCCCAUCCGCCGCCGCCUUACCCAUCCGCCUCGCCGUCCUCCGAGCCACGGCCCACCUCCCCCACUCCCCGCCCGACGAUCGCCGCAUCUCCGCCCUCCUCCUCCUCGGCGACACCUCCCGCGCCGCCGCGGCCCCCGUCGUCUCCGCCGUCGUGGACCGCCUCCGCCGCACUGGAAGCUCCGUCGUCGCCCUCAAGUGCCUCCUCGUCCUCCACCACGCCGUCCGCCGCGGCCCCUUCAUCCUCCGCGACCAGAUCUCCGUCUUCCCCGCCGCAGGCGGCCGCAACCACCUCAACCUCUCGCGUUUCCGCGACGCUGCUACCCCUGCCACGUGGGUCCUCUCUGCCUGGGUCCGGUGGUACGCGCGCUACCUGGAGACCCUGUUGUCUGCCUCCAGGGCCGUCGGGUACUUCCUCUGCUCGUCCACGGCGGAUUACGACCGCCGGAUCUCGUCGUCCCUCAACGCCGAUUUGGUCGGCGUAGUCGAUUGUCUGGUGGGUGUGGUCGAGGAAAUAUGCAGAGCACCGGAUUACAACCCCGCCGUCGCCGAGGGCGAGAUGCUGGUGAAGGAGGUCGUGAGGCUGCUGUUGACUGAUUACACCUCCUUGGUCAGCGAGUUAGUGCCGCGGCUGGCCGAGUUGAGCGAGAGACUGAGUUGCAUGAGUUUUGGCGAGUCAGUGGAGCUUCUGUGCGCGAUGAAGAGAUUGGAGGAAUGUAGGGAGAGGCUAUCGGUUUUGUGUGCGGUGGAUAAGCAUUCGAUUAAGACGAUGUGGGCUUUGGUUCGUGAGUUGAAAGAAAAGCUUGGGACGUCGAUGGUGUGUGCUAAAGAUGGAGGGAAAUUGCUGAGUUGGGGUAUUCGGGGGAAGAUGAGUGAGUCGACUCGGUUUGAGGAGCGGGUUUUAGGAAAGGUUGACUCGGUCAAAUUCCAAUCAGGGAGGUUUGCAGUGUAA